Messenger RNA from Amblyraja radiata (thorny skate), 4416 nucleotides. RefSeq names its product prolow-density lipoprotein receptor-related protein 1-like. The transcript has 27 exons. Gene Ontology annotation, cellular component: plasma membrane; signaling receptor complex. Gene Ontology annotation, molecular function: protein binding; low-density lipoprotein particle receptor activity; calcium ion binding. NCBI's taxonomy places the organism in Eukaryota, Metazoa, Chordata, Chondrichthyes, Rajiformes, Rajidae. The record is from RefSeq and is a predicted model, not a curated record.
AUGAAUCGUUGGAUACAAAGACAAGGAGACCUGGUUUGUCAUCCAGAUGAGUUUACUUGCUCCAGUGGAAGAUGUGUUUCAAAAACAUUUGUCUGCAAUGGUGCUGAUGACUGUGGUGAUGGAAGUGAUGAAGGUGGCUGUGUUGCACGUUCUUGUACCUCGCAUGAGUUUUUGUGCAAUAGUUCAGAAUGCAUCCCCCUGAACUGGUUGUGUGAUGCACAUGCUGAUUGUGCUGACCGAUCGGAUGAAUCUCCAGUCAACUGUGGCCAUGUUCUCACAUCAGUUGUGACGUGUCCCCCCAAUGAGUUCACCUGUGAUUCUGGUGAAUGCAUUUAUCAUCUCUGGGUCUGUGAUGGUGAUAAUGACUGCGAAGAUGGAAGUGAUGAAGCCAAUUGUUGAGACCUGGUUUGUCAUCCAGAUGAGUUUACUUGCUCCAGUGGAAGAUGUGUUUCAAAAACAUUUGUCUGCAAUGGUGCUGAUGACUGUGGUGAUGGAAGUGAUGAAGGUGGCUGUGUUGCACGUUCUUGUACCUCACAUGAGUUUUUGUGCAAUAGUUCAGAAUGCAUCCCCCUGAACUGGUUGUGUGAUGCACAUGCUGAUUGUGCUGACCGAUCGGAUGAAUCUCCAGUCAACUGUGGCCAUGUUCUCACGUCAGUUGUGACGUGUCCCCCCAAUGAGUUCACCUGUGAUUCUGGUGAAUGCACUUAUCAUCUCUGGGUCUGUGAUGGUGAUAAUGACUGCGAAGAUGGAAGUGAUGAAGCCAAUUGUUUACUUCCGAACUGUAAACCUGAUUAUUUCAAAUGUGGUGGCAGUUGUAUUCCUGAAAGCAAGAAAUGUGACGGUUUUAAGGAUUGCACUGAUGGUAGUGAUGAAUUUGACUGCAAGAACUGCACUGGGCCUUUUGAUUUCCGAUGCCGAAGUGGAGAAUGCAUAAAUGUCACCAAAUUGUGUAACCAGAUACAAGAUUGCAAGGACAGGAGUGACGAACCUCUUGAAAAAUGCAACUUAAAUGAAUGCUUGGUGGGCAAUGGUGGCUGUUCUCACAUCUGCAGAGAUCUUCCCAUUGGUUAUGAAUGUGAAUGUCCAGCUGGCUUUGAACUGGUUGAUGGAAAAUCCUGUGCAGAUAUUGAUGAAUGUCAGAAUCUAGAGACCUGCAAUCAAAUCUGCUUUAACUUGAAGGGCAGCUUUAAAUGCGAUUGCCAUAAAGGAUAUCACCUGGACCUACUCAGUGGGGUUUGCAAAGCUCUAGGUGAUGAGCCGAGUGUGAUGUUUGCAAAUCGCUAUGAUAUCAGGAAAAUCGGAUUGCAUCACUUGGAAUACACUCUGGUGGUUGACCAGUUGAGAAAUGCUUUAGCACUUGAUGUUGACAUUGGAACUCGGAAAAUCUUCUGGGCUGACUUGGUAUAUCAGGCAAUAUUUAGUAAAUCAUUGUCUGAACAAGAUGGUGGAAUGGGUAUCUCCAAAGCUAUCAAGGAUGUAAAAAUUCCUGCGGGAAUUGCUGUUGACUGGAUCUACAAGAACAUUUAUUGGACAGAUGUGGGAAUUAAAACACUGUCUGUGGCCAACUUUAAUGGAACCAGAAGGAAGAUUCUCUUUCAAACUGAAAUGAAGGAACCUUCUUCUGUAGUUGUUGAUCCACUAUCUGGGUUUAUAUUCUGGUCGGACUGCGGUGAGCCAGCAAAGAUUGAAAAAGCAGGAAUGAAUGGUGCUGCCCGCCAGCUGUUGGUAACCAGUGGGAUUCAGUGGCCAAAUGGCAUUGCACUAGACCUUGUGAAGAGGCGUCUCUAUUGGGUUGAUUCCAAGCUGCACACGUUGUCAUGCGUAGAUCUAAAUGGUCAAGAUAGAAGAAUGCUAUUACACUCUGGAAUAUUCCUUGGCCAUCCUCUUGCUCUAGCUAUGUUUGAGGAUCGUGCCUUUUGGAUUGACAGCGAGAGUGAAAACAUUCAUAGUGCCAACAAGUUUACGGGGGCCAAUGUGCUAACUUUAGCCUCCAAUCUUGAUGAACCUCAUGAUAUUAUUGUUUAUCAUGAUUUAGUUCAGCCAUCAGGCAAAAACUGGUGCAAUCAGAGUUUUAAUGGAGGCUGUGAAUAUCUCUGUCUUCCUGCUCCUCAGAUCAAUAUUAAUUCAACUAAAUUCACAUGCGUUUGUCCAGAUGGCAUGCAAUUGAUUGAAAAUGGAAAUCGGUGUAUAAAUGCUUCAAACGCCACUUGUGGGGCAUCAGAUUUCAUUUGCCAUAAUGGGCAAUGCUUACUUAGUAAAUGGAGGUGUGAUGGUGAUGUGGAUUGUCAAGAUGGAUCUGACGAAAGCCCAGCACUCUGCGACAUGGAUACCUGUGCUAUUGAUGAAAUCCACUGUGGCCCAAGGUCAUUAAGGUGCAUUCCAGUCUCUUGGAAGUGUGAUGGAGAGAAGGACUGUGAAAGUGGAUAUGAUGAAGAGGAUUGUGGCAAUCUUUCUUGCGGUACAGAUGAGUUUACUUGCUCCAUUGGCAGAUGCAUUUCUGUGGCCUUUGUAUGUAAUGGUGAAGAUGAAUGUGGUGAUGGCAGUGAUGAACAGGGUUGUCCUACGCAUUCCUGUGCUCCACACGAGUUUCGUUGCACAAAUUCUGAAUGUAUCCCUUCCAGUUCGGUAUGUGACAACCGUGUAGAUUGCACUGAUGAAUCUGAUGAAUCGUGGGUGCAGUGUAAGAAUAUUCUUGCUCCUGCAACCUGCUCUCCUGAUGACUUCCUUUGUGGUUCUGGUGAAUGCAUCCACCGUCGCUGGUACUGUGAUGGUGAUACGGAUUGUAAAGAUGGAAGUGAUGAAGUCAACUGCUCUUCUCUGACAUGCCGACCAGAUUCCUUUCAAUGUGGUGAUGGCAGCUGCAUUUCAAAAAGCAAGGCAUGUAAUGGGUUUAAGGAUUGCUCUGAUGGUAAUGAUGAGCUGAAUUGCAAGAAUGAAUGCACAGGUCCCAAUGACUUUAAAUGUCAAAGUGGAGAAUGCAUAGAUCAAAUCAAACUCUGUAAUCGGCAUGCAGAUUGCAAGGACUGGAGUGAUGAGCCUCUCCAGUUAUGCCACUUAAAUGAAUGCUUGGAAAACAAUGGUGGUUGUUCCCACAUUUGCAGAGAUUUUGCCAUAGGUUAUGAAUGUGAUUGCUCUUCUGGCUUUGAGCUGAUUGACGGAAAGAUCUGUGAAGAUAUUAAUGAGUGUGAAAAUCCUGGCAUCUGCAGUCAAAUUUGUAUUAAUUUGAAAGGAAGCUACAAAUGCGGAUGUUUUGCAGGAUAUCGCUUGGAUUCUAUUAAUCAAGUCUGCAAGGCAGUAGGAAGCAAGUAUUGCAAGGAACCUUCCUUGAUCUUCACAAAUCGCCAUGAAAUCCGGAUGCUAGGAUUGCAUGACCAGGAGUACACACAGGUUGCUACACAACUGAGAAAUGCUGUAGCACUGGAUGCUGAUAUUGCAGAGGGGAGAAUCUUCUUGGCUGACGUGGGUCAGCGGGCUAUCUUCAGUUUGCCCAUGCAUGAGGGAAAAACUGCAAGUGCUUCAAGAAUUCUUGAUGUUGACAUUCCAAGGGGCAUUGCGGUGGACUGGAUCUAUAAGCACAUUUACUGGACUGACCAUGGUGCUAAAACUAUAUCUGUGGCCUCAUUUGAUGGCGUUCAAAAGAAGAUACUCUUUAACACAAGCCUAGGAGAACCAACGUCUGUGGCAGUUGAUCCACUGUCGGGGUUUAUUUACUGGUCAGAUCUUGGAGAACCACCGAAGAUAGAAAAAGCUGGCAUGAAUGGCAUUAAUAGGCAGCCUUUGGUUACCACAGAGAUCGAAUCACCAAAUGAUAUUACACUUGAUCUUGUGAAAAGCUGUCUCUAUUGGGUUGACUCAAAACUGCACGUGCUGGCAAGUAUUGACUUGGAUGGACAAAAUAGAAGAACGGUGCUCUUCUCCUUUGAAUUGCUUGGUCAUCCUUGUGCUGUUGCAGUAUUUGAGGAUCGCGUAUUCUGGGCUGAUGUAGUAAAUGCAGCCAUUUAUGGAGUUGACAAAUAUACUGGAGGAGAUGUGGUGACUCUAGUUUCCAACCUUUAUCAGCCUCAAGAUGUCAUUGUUUAUCACCCAUUAAUGCAGCCAACUGGCAAAAAUUGGUGCAAUGAGAAACUGAAGAAUGGAGGUUGUGAAUACCUGUGCCUCCCUUCUCCACAGAUUGAUCAGCUCCCAAAAUACACCUGCGUCUGUCCAUCUGGAAUGGAUGUGGAAAAUGAAAGGCAAUGUAAAGCAGAUUCCCUAGGAAUAAAAGUUGUCCACGUUCUAGGCACCAGGAGAACUGCAGAUGAUAAAACCAGGUUCAACCCACUUCAUGAAGCUGGCAUUGGGCAACAGCAUGACUUGUUGACCACCAUUGUUGGGAUUGCUGCUGUCAACAGGGUGGCCUUUUGCUCAAUGUCAUAA